GAAUAGUUUGUACUUUUUCCUUCCUUUUUUCAACUCCAAACCUCUCACUUCCAUAUGCGUAGAUGAUGUCCCCAAAUUUAUCCAGCUUCUUUUCAACUGUUCCACUUAAUCUUUCCAAUGCAACGCAGAGAUCUGUGUUUACUGUGUCCCAUGCAGUUUUCUCACAAGCUCUUGGCCAUUUAACUCCAGGCUUGUGCCCGUUGAGGUUCUUUUCUCUCUUAUGCUGGUUUGUCUGACCGGGUUCACAAGGAUCAUUAGGUUCAUCACUAACUGUGUCCAUGCAAGUCCUCCUCACAUCUAUGACAGGGGUGCUGAUAUCCUGUGAACUGUGGUUUGCUUCCUGUCGCUGGAUUUCAUUCGACUGACUUGACUGACUUCGUAAGAAGUACUGAUCAAUGCGAGGCCCUUGUCCCUUCUCCCUCAAGCAUUUCAUUCUCCCUUGAUGAAUCUUCAAACCCCUGACCGUUGUCGCCUUGCUCCAGCCGCAGACACAAACCUGGAGUUCCAUGUCUUUGUUAACUGCAGAUCUUGAACUAGUCUUUUGUGAAGUACUCUCCAUACUCAUAUCCGUUUCCGUUCCUAAGUCGUUAACAUUUUGCAAACAUUUUGACUAGAAGUCCUUCUCAGUGUUUUAGUUGAGGAGUUAUGACACUAGCAUUAAGGAUAUUCCACAAAAGUUUCUAAACUGUUUUCUUUCGUCCUCUUUUCAUUCCAUAACAGGGUAAUUGGAUGUCUAAGUUUGACAAGGAGAAUGUCUUCAAUGGUGAAUUUUACAGGUCAGAUACUGAUCAGUGUACCAUGUCAAUGAUGUACCAGGAGACCAAGUUCCGCUACGGCAUGUUCCCAGAAGACAAGGUCAAGGUGCUGGAGCUGCCCUACAAGGGUGAUGACAUCACAAUGGUACUGAUCCGGCCCAAUGACGACAUGAACCUGGUGGAGGUGGAGAGAGGCCUGGACCUAAAGAAACCUGUCCAAUGGAUGGACUCCAUCAAGGAGACCACAGUGUUUGUAGAGAUACCAUGAUUCUGCAUCGCAGACAAUUUCAGCUUGAAAGACAAGCUGCAGAGCAUGGGCUUGAGGGACCUGUUUGACCUUAAUAAAUGCAGUUUACCAGGUAUGGUUGAAGAACAACAAAAUGGCCUUUACAUUUCAGAAGCAUUUCACAAAGCAUUUUUAGAAGUGAACGAGAAAGGCAGCGAGGCAGCGGCUUCCACUGCAGUCAUUGCCACAGGUCGCUAUAUCGACAUGAACCACGCAUUCUUCAACACCAACAAGCCCUUCCUGCUGCUGAUCCGCGAGGUGUCUAUCAGUACCAUCAUCUUCAUGGGCAGGGUUGCAGAUCCCUGA
This is a messenger RNA of Acipenser ruthenus (sterlet), 1347 nucleotides long. Its product is annotated as antithrombin-III-like. The record is from RefSeq and is a predicted model, not a curated record. Gene Ontology annotation, molecular function: serine-type endopeptidase inhibitor activity. Lineage: Eukaryota; Metazoa; Chordata; Actinopteri; Acipenseriformes; Acipenseridae.